AUACGCCUUACCUCCCUUUUCUCGCGGAUUCCUCUGAGCUCGCUCUCUCUCUCUGUUAGCUUCGUGGGAGGAGGAGCUAUUCUUCACACAAAGACAAAAGUCGAAUUCGCCUGAAUUUCUGCAUCGGAAGACCGACGUUCGAGCUCAAUCUGGUAAGGAGAAUCCCCGGCGCGGGGCGGGUGACGCUGGGUGCAAGAUAUAAAAGCUUCCGCCGGUCCCCGGGGGCAGCCGAGCGCAAAGGGCGACCGCCACUAGGUAAAACCGAAGUGUAGCAAUUUUUACCCGCUCUCGGCGAUUUGAGCUCCGCAGAUUCCAGAAUCGAAUUUGCUAUGGAACAGUAGGAUUUCGGAGUCUCGGUUCCAGCUCCAGCUCUCAAAUCCCCGCGAAACUCGGGUUGUUCUUUAGAACGAGGAAGGAAGAUGACGGAAGCGUUCGCUGGUGUUUGUUGUUGUUGUGGUUGUCCCAAUUGCAGGUUAGAGGAUUUUGAGCUAUGAGGAGCGUAUGCGUCGCAACUUUGUAGCUGGAUAAUGCCAGGCGUCCCUUUAGCAGCUCGUCAAGCUUCUUCAUUUGUCGCGUUGAAGCUUUCGAGCCUGAACUAUCUUUGAUUGUUGCGCCUCGCUCCCUUCGACGAAUAUCUGCAUUCUUCUUCCUGAGAAAGAACCGCCUUGGGCAUUGCAGAUAUUCGAGAAGUACGGAUCCGAUGUGCCGUCAAGACUCUCAGGUGCAUUUAUCUGCUGAAGAGGAACUUGCUGCUGAAGAGAGUCUCUCGAUCUAUUGCAAGCCUGUGGAACUCUACAACAUUCUUCAGCGCCGUGCUGUCAGAAACCCACUGUUUCUUCAGAGAUGUCUGAGCUACAAGAUACAGGUGAAGCACAGGAGGAGAGUACAAAUGACAAUUUCUCUGCCAAGGACUACAGCUGAAGGUUUACAAUCAGGAAGAGUGCUUCCUAUGUAUGUACUGUUGGCGAGAUUAGAGUCUGAGGUUAACAGUGUGGAGCAUUCUGCAGAAUAUCGCUAUAGUCGUGCAUGUGUCUUGACCAGUUUCAUGGGAGCUGAGGAUGAUACCCAUAGUAGGGCAAAUUUUAUUCUUCCCGAGAUCAAUAAACUAGCAUUGGAAGCCAAAUUAGGCUCUCUUUUCAUCUUGCUUGUGUGCUAUGCUGGACCUGAAAAAUCUCCUAAUGGAAAUGAUACAACCAAAACUCAACUGGAUGUAGCAACUUCUCAACGAAAUACUACUGGAUUCUAUCUUUUGGGAAAGAUACCGAUGAAAUCUCUUCUAUUGUGGGAGAAGUCACCUAACCUGAGUUUUGGACAAAGAGCAGAGGUGACCUUUUCUGUCGAUAUGCACACUUGUCUGGUCAAGUGGAGACAAUUAAAUGAAGACAGACACAUAUCUGUGCAAGUUCCAUAUAGCUCUGAAAUCCUGAGUGCACGAGAGCGUCUACAUGUAAUCGUUGCUGCUGAAGAGGUUGGGGCAAAGGAGAAAUCACCGUAUAAUUCAUCCAUGUGCAAUGAUGUCAUCUCAUCAUCAUUCUCCCAUAUAAUGCGCUUGAGGGCUGGCAAUGUUAUUUUCAACUACAGAUAUUACAACAAUAAGUUGCAAAGGACUGAAGUGACCGAAGAUUUCUCCUGUCCUUUCUGCUUGGUUAAGUGUGCAAGUUUCAAGGGUCUGAGGUAUCAUUUGUUGUCAUCGCAUGACCUCUUCAAUUUUGAGUUUUGGGUAACUGAAGAGCACCAGGCCGUUUAUGUCUCUGUAAGAACAGAUCCUUGGAGGUCUGAGAUUGUUGCCGAUGGUAUGGAUCCAAGGCUGCAAACAUUUUUCCUCUGCUUAAAACCAUUCAAGCGGAAAAGACCACUCCACCUAGUUCAAAAUGCCAAGCAUGUCUAUCCACUGGUCUUGGAAUCGGAGUUGCCUUCAGGAGUUACAAGUGCCACAGGACAAUCAUAUGCUGACACUGAUUCUGUUCAAUCAGUGUCAGCCAACAAUUUUGCACCCCCUGCAAUGCUUCAGUUUGCAAAGACGAGGAAGUUAUCGAUUGAGCGAUCUGAGCCGAGAAACCGUCUCCUCUUGCAAAAGCGGCAGUUCUUUCAUUCACAUCGAGCUCAGCCUAUGGCCGUUGAACAAGUGAUGUCUGAUCGAGAUAGUGAGGAUGAAGUUGAUGAUGAUGUAGCUGACUUUGAAGAUCGAAGGAUGCUUGAUGAUUUUGUGGACGUGACCAAAGAUGAGAAGCAAAUGAUGCAUCUAUGGAAUUCAUUCGUGAGGAAGCAAAGGGUGCUGGCAGAUGGUCAUAUUCCUUGGGCAUGUGAGGCAUUUUCAAAAUUGCAUGGAGAUGACCUUGUCCGUGCACCCGCACUUAUUUGGUGUUGGCGACUCUUUUUGAUCAAGCUUUGGAAUCACGGGUUGCUUGAUGCCCGCACCAUGAACAAUUGCAAUGUGAUCCUAGAACAAUGCCAGAAUCAAGGGUCAGAUCCCAUGAAAAGCUAGACCGGAAGUCUAUCGCAAUACAUCUAUGGCUGAUGAGCGUGGAGCAGGAGGGACGAUAGAAACUAACUCAUUGGUGAGACUGUGCAUCCAUUUUCUCGGAGGUUUUCUUUUCUUAUUUAGUUUUGCAGCAUCCUAAGGCCCGACUGUAUCUGUAAGUACGCUCCGUCCUUCGUCCGUCCUUCGUCGUGCAACUUUGACGAGUCAUCGAUUUUAUAUCUACAUAGAAAGUAAUCCGGCUAAUGGAACACAUCAGACACAUUGUUGCAAUUGCAAAAGCAAAGCAAUCUUUUUUAUCCUA
This is a messenger RNA of Eucalyptus grandis, 2783 nucleotides long. Its product is annotated as polycomb group protein EMBRYONIC FLOWER 2. NCBI's taxonomy places the organism in Eukaryota, Viridiplantae, Streptophyta, Magnoliopsida, Myrtales, Myrtaceae. The coding region runs from base 701 to 2485 and encodes 594 amino acids. The transcript has 21 exons. The record is from RefSeq and is a predicted model, not a curated record. Gene Ontology annotation, cellular component: nucleus. Gene Ontology annotation, molecular function: chromatin DNA binding.